AUUUCAUCCAAUAUCCAACGGGCUUGAUCAGCCAUAUUGGAAGCUUCGAAUUUUUUAACAAGCGCCUUGUGAUUGGCUAAUUUGCAGGUAGCUCUCAAGGAAACGUACAGCGGUUGCUCGCGCGUGUUUCUGAUUUCUUCUUGCUGACAACUUAGAUGAACAGCGAAUUUGACGAUGUACUGACCAACCAACCGGUUGUCAUUGACAAUGGCUCUGGCGUGAUCAAGGCUGGAUUUGCUGGAGAAGAGCAACCAAAAUGUUUUUUCCCAUCUUUUGUUGGUCGCCCGAAACAUGUUCGCAUAAUGGCAGGUGCGGUCGAAGGAGAUGUGUUCAUUGGCAGAAGAGCUCAGGAACUUCGCGGCUUGCUCAAGAUUAGAUACCCCAUUGAGCAUGGUAUUGUCACCGACUGGGAAGAUAUGGAGAGGAUAUGGCAAUAUAUUUAUACCGACGAGCUGAAGACUCUCUCUGAAGAGCAUCCUGUUUUACUUACCGAGGCACCACUCAAUCCUCGCCAAAACAGAGAUACUGCCGCACAGAUCUUCUUCGAAACCUUCAAUGUUCCUGCUCUGUUCACUUCCGUUCAAGCUGUAUUGAGUUUAUACUCGUCUGGUAGAACCACUGGUAUAGUUUUAGAUUCAGGUGAUGGAGUUACGCACUCUGUGCCUGUGUAUGAAGGAUUUGCUAUCCCCCACGCCAUUCGACGAAUUGAUAUUGCUGGAAGAGAUGUGACUGAAUACCUCCAAUUGCUGUUGCGCAAAUCUGGGUACAACUUCCAUACUACUGCCGAAAAGGAGGUGGUACGCAUCAUCAAAGAGAAGACGUGUUAUAUCCCAGUCAAUCCUGUCAAGGAAGAGAAGGAAACCAGUGGAAAAACCGAUGACUUCAUGCUUCCUGAUGGUAACAUCAUAAAAUUGGGAGCAGAGCGAUUCCGCGCACCUGAAAUUCUUUUCCAACCUGAAUUGAUCGGCCAAGAAUACAUGGGUAUCCACCAAGUCAUUGUUGAUUCCAUCAACCGCGCAGAUCUUGAUCUUAGAAAGUCUCUAUACUCCAACGUCGUCUUAUCCGGUGGUUCAACACUUUGCAGAGGAUUUGGAGAACGACUCCUUUCAGAGGUGAAGAAGUUGGCCUUGAAAGAUAUCAAGAUCAAAAUAUAUGCUCCUCCGGAACGCAAGUACAGCACAUGGAUCGGAGGAUCCAUUCUGGCAUCACUUAGUACUUUCAAGAAGAUGUGGGUCUCGGCUGAGGAAUAUUCUGAAGAUCCUGAUAUUAUACACAAGAAGACUUUUUAAAAAAAAGCCGUAGCCCUCGGCGACCGAUUUGGCGGAUAGGUAUAGGGUAUUUUAGGAUCACCAGUACUGUGCCGUAGAUAUACCACUUUAUUCAUUUUUUACUUCCAUCUUCUAUUCUGUAACUGUCGUUUAUCUUGAUGUCACAGUAUGUCUUUUUUUUUUUUCUUUCUCUCUCAAAUUUUUUAAUAUGGAACAUCGGUUUCUUCAUACAAUGUAUAAUCAAUUGUCCUUAUAUCAUUUGACAUGCUGCUGUCAUUAUGUAACAGCUGGAUCAAUAAAUCUAUUGUGUGCUAGACGAGAGUACAAACGAC
Messenger RNA from Umbelopsis ramanniana AG, 1600 nucleotides. RefSeq lists its product as uncharacterized. The transcript is spliced from 9 exons. The coding region runs from base 156 to 1289 and encodes 377 amino acids. The record is from RefSeq and is a predicted model, not a curated record. NCBI's taxonomy places the organism in Eukaryota, Fungi, Mucoromycota, Umbelopsidomycetes, Umbelopsidales, Umbelopsidaceae.